AUGUACGGAGACGUGUUCAACGCCACCGGCGGCCCGGAGGCGGCGGCAGGCGGCGCGCUGGCCCCGGGAGCCACGGUCAAGGCAGAGGGCGCUUUGCCCCUGGAGCUGGCCACUGCGCGGGGCAUACGGGACAGCUCGACCACCAAGCCCGACCUGCCUACCUACCUGCUGCUCUUCUUCCUCCUGCUGCUUUCGGUGGCGCUCGUCGUCCUCUUCAUCGGCUGCCAGCUACGCCACUCGGCCUUCGCCGCGCUGCCCCACGACCGCUCUCUGCGCGAUGCCCGCGCGCCCUGGAAAACGCGGCCCGUGUAAGCGCUGGGUACGGCGGGGCGCUUGGUCCCGGCCUCUUCCCCGGAAACUCCCACACAGCUGGAGUCUCUGGCCGCUAGGGACACUUUGUCUUGACCUAAAGACUCUUCCAUCUAGAGAGGAAAGAAGGAUCCAGAUUGCCUAAGGUUUUGAUCCCAAUGUCUGGACGCUCGUCCCAGGCCAUCUUUCUGCCCCAAUACAGCGGGUUCUGCCAGGGAGCCAUUCUGUAAAACAGGCGCCCACCUGGGUGCAGGAGCCUCGCCUGCCCAGCUGAUUUCCUUACUUUGCAAGCAAACGGGGCAGCAGGCACCAGGAGCGCGCACCUAGCUAGGAGCUGAAUGUCUCCGGGACUGGCUGUCUCGGGCUGCUACCACCAUUUCAGGAUUCAAGCACGAACUCAAACGGACUUUGGAGUGAUGGUUUCUAGACACCGAGUCCCCACAGGGAAAUGACAGGACUCGGGGUUUCAAAGUGUUUUGCUGGGGGGAUCCAUAUUCCCUCUGCAAACAGGGGCUCAGGGGUGCCGGUGGAGGGGGAUGUGGUCUCCGCGGUGGGGAAUCUGCAUCUCAUAUCUCCAGGGACCACAUUUCGACAAUCAAAACUCACCGAACUAGAUGCAGCGCUGGGAACACUGAUCUCUGGUUGUGCCGCCGCUUUGGAUACUCCAAUGCCAUCCCCAGCAAGAAGAGACCAGGACCCACUUCCCUGCGCUGGCCCAGGACAGUGUUGGACUAUCGGAGCAACAGUGGGCUCUUCCUCACGUUGGAUCCAGCCUCGGUACUCUCCCCUGGGCAGCAGGGGAGGGACAAGUGCAUAUCCUCUUCUACUAGACAAGUGAGUGGACGACAACGUGAUGACAACAGUAUUGUGGACUGGACGAGUGUAUAUGUGCUCCCCACGUCAUAAGUUGAAGCCCUAACUCCCAGAAUGGCUAUAUUUUGAGUAAGGAAUUAAGGUGCCAUGAUACCCUAAGAGUGAAGCCUUGAUCUAUUCCCUCCCCCGAAGCUGAGUAAACAAAAGCUAUGAGGACAUACUAAGACGUGGGCCAUCUACAAACCCUCACCAGGAAUGGAAUCGGCCAGAGCCUUGAUCUUGGACUUCCAGUUUCCAGGACUGUGAGAAAAUAAAAUUUCUGUUGUGCAAUCUACCCAA
Jaculus jaculus (lesser Egyptian jerboa) is the source of this 1461-nucleotide messenger RNA. It is a transcript of the gene Smim32, whose product is annotated as small integral membrane protein 32. NCBI's taxonomy places the organism in Eukaryota, Metazoa, Chordata, Mammalia, Rodentia, Dipodidae. The record is from RefSeq and is a predicted model, not a curated record. The coding region runs from base 1 to 312 and encodes 103 amino acids. The transcript has 2 exons.